AUGUUAAAAGCAGUUUUUUCUACCUUAUUUGGUGUAUUUCUUAUUAGUGGAUUAGGAGCUUAUUUCAGUCACAAGAAGAUUAUCAACAAGUAAUUGACUAGCUAACUAUCAUGCUUGUCUGAGAAUUUAUUUAUUCCAGCUCUUAUAUUUACAAACUUUUAAAAGACUCUUACACUAGAAACCAUUCAUUUGUACAUUCCUUGUAUCGUCAUAACUUUACUCUGCUUAUUUCUUGGAUAUCUAGCAGGGGUACUGAGUAACAAAUAUUGGAUUAAAGAAAAAGCCUUAAAUUCUGUAAUAAUAUUAGCCUGUGCAAAUCCUCAUACUACUAAUUUACAAUUAUAACUAUGCUAAGGGUUAAGUCAUUGGUUUGGAUUAAUGACUGGAUAACCUGAAAAAUAAAUAGAGACAAGACUAAUUACAACUGUUAUAAUUUAAACUGUAGUAGUGACUUCAAUUAGGUGGACAAUUGGACGCAGUAUUCUAGAAGAGCAUGAAAACAGUUAAAGUGAUUUAGAAAUGACAAAUUUAUCAGUACCAUAAUAAUGUUAAUUGGCUAUGCCUUUGUCUAGGUAAUAGCAAGCAAAAACAGAAAAUUAUUCUUAAAAAAAGUCAUUUUGGAAUCCUCCAUUGUGUGCUACUUUGGUUUCAAUAGCUUUUAUUUGUAUUCCAACACUGCAGACCAAUUUACUUUAAAAUCAGGUAAUUUAUAAUUCAAUUUUUGUACCUCUUUAAACUAUCUCUAGAGCAACCUCUCCAAUUAUAUUGUUAAUUCUCGGGAGUAGUUUAUACUAGAUAUAUUUUGAAAAUUAAGAAAGGGUGGAAAAAUAUGCAACAAUUUUAUGUAUAGUGUUCAAUCGAUUAAUAUUGAUGCCAAUCAUUGGUCUAUUUAUAGCGAUGUUUGUGCAUAGUCAAAACAUUGUUAAUGAUUAAUGCUAGUUGUUUAUGUUAUUUUUAACAUUUUGCACUCCAUCAUCGAUAAAUAUAUUAAUGUUGGCAAAAUAAUAUCUAUAAUCAGCAGAAGAAAUUAUGACAGUUAUAUUAUUAACCAGUUAUUUGUUGUCUCUAAUAACAUUGCCUCUAUGGAUGAUGACAUAUUUAAUGAUAUUUUUUAUGUGA
Paramecium octaurelia is the source of this 1119-nucleotide messenger RNA. NCBI's taxonomy places the organism in Eukaryota, Ciliophora, Oligohymenophorea, Peniculida, Parameciidae. The record is from the annotation of a GenBank genome assembly.